UCACGUUUCUUCAACACCUUCAGUCACCCCAUUCACACCACAAUCUUUCAACCUUCACUUUCUGCUGUGAUUCUUCUUCUGCUCUGCAGGAGAUCGAUUUCGAGAGCUCUCUCGCAUCGCAUGGCUGUCGGAGAGUCCGAGCCCUAGCCGUGGUCGGAGCAGGAAAGUUACCCAUGGCUCCUUCAAGAAAAUCUAGGAGCAUUAAUAGACGGAUUCCUUUUGCAAAUGAGGUUCCCUGGGAAAAAGCUGAAGGAGAUGCAAAUAAAAAUUGCCAGCGGAAGAGGAAAUUGUCUGAUAUGUUAGGUCCUGAAUGGAGCAAGGAAGAGCUUGAGGGCUUCUAUGAAGCAUACCGCAAGUAUGGGAAAGAUUGGAAGAAGGUUGCUGCUGCAAUACGUUACAGAUCUGCGGAAAUGGUUGAGGCCCUUUUCAGUAUGAAUAGGGCCUACUUGUCCCUUCCUGAAGGCACCGCUUCUGUUGUGGGACUAGUAGCAAUGAUGACCGACCAUUAUGCUAUGAUGGGUAGAAGUGAUAAUGAACAAGACAGCAGUGACGGAGAAGGUGCAUCUAGAAAACCUCAGAAGUGUACUCGUGCAAAGUUACUGCAGAAUAAUUCUAAAAAGAUUGACAGAAACCUUCCAGAUCUUCAAAAGUUGAAUUCAGAUGUUCCCAGUGAUGGUUGCCUAUCUUUGUUGAAGAAGAGGCGCUCUGGAAGUGAGACUCCAGUUGUUGGAAGGAGGACUCCCCGUAUCCCUGUUUCAUAUUCUCACGAUAGAGAUUUUGGAGCGAGGCUCUGUUCACCAAAUAAGCAAGCUUUUAAACAAAAGAUUAACGCUAAUGAUGAUUAUGAUGUCGCUCAUGAAGUAGCAGUAGCCCUGACUGAAGCCUCACAAAGAGGUGGGUCACCCAAUCUUUCUCAAACUCCAAAGGGAAAAUCAGCAAAAGCUAAGGCAUCACCCAUCAGGAAUGGUAAUGGAAUGCAUGCUGGAUCACAAUCAAGCAGUGCUAAGCCUCAUGAUAGUGAGUUUGAGGGUGGCUGUGAGUUAAGUCUGGGGAGCUCAGAGGGCACUGGUAUUGUAGUUCUAAAUAAAGGAAAGAAACAGCCAAAAAAGAUGUUAGAAGUUAAGGAAAGUGCCCACUAUGAUGACAUAAAGGAAGCUUGUAGCGGAACAGAGGAAGGGGAGCGGGGCAAUGUUUUCAAGAAGAAACUUGAAAAUAGAGUUUCCAGAACAAAAAAUGCAAGGUCUCCUUCUAAGGGUUUGAGAAAGAAGAGUAAAAAAAUUCUGUUUGGAGAAGAUAGAGACUCAACCUUUGAUGCCCUACAAACUUUGGCAGACCUAUCAUUGAUGAUGCCAGCAUCAACUGUUGACUCUAAUUUACCUGUGCAAAUCAAGGAAGAGAGAGAGAAAACUGAUACAGUCGAGCAGUCUAAACGGAAGGGAAAUCUCUCAGUUCCUACAGAGUUCAAUUGUCCAGGGACAUCUGAAACAAUUAAAGCAAUUGGCUGUGAAACUAAUGCUGUCGAUGAACUGAAAGAGGAAGUCCAUUCUAAUGCUGGAAUCCCAAAGAGGAAACAGAGGUCCUCUCCAUUCAGAAUUCCCAAAGCUAAUGCAUCUUUGGAUUCUCGUAGGACAGAUUCACAGAAGAUUGAGGCUUCUAAAACAAAAGGAGAGAGCUCUUCUCAACACACUUCACAAAGUAGGCAACAGAAGAUGAAGAAAACUCCAGAAUGUACUACAUCAAGUACUGAUCUUAAAAUGGAUUCAAAUGAGGUUCACUCUACAAGCGUCAUGAACUUCAACAAGGUUAAGAGGAGGUCCAAUCCAGGUCUAAAAAAGAACAGUCAACGUGAUAACAAGUUUCUGGAGAAUUUUAAACGGGAUCAGCUAAAAAUAUCAACUCAUUGGUUCCAUGACACAGAAGUAAAUCCUAAGGAAAAGCUUCACCAUUUCUUAUCCAAAUACCAAGCAAGGAGAUGGUGCAUCUUCGAGUGGUUCUAUAGUGCCAUUGAUUACCCAUGGUUUGCUAGGAGGGAGUUUGCUGAGUACUUGGAUCAUGUUGGGCUGGGCCAUGUUCCAUGUUUAACUCGUGUGGAGUGGGGAGUGAUCAGAAGUUCUCUUGGCAAACCUCGGAGGUUUUCAAAGCACUUCUUGGAAGAAGAAAGGGAGAAGCUCGUUCAGCAUCGGAAAACUGUCAGGAAGCAUCAUACUUCAUUUCGUUCUGGAACUUUGGAGGUGCUUCCAAGCGAUUUACCCCAACCAUUAUUUACAGGACAACGUGUUAUUGUCAUUCACCCGAAAAGCAGAGAGAUUCACGGAGGCUAUGUAUUAACAGUGGAACAUAGCAGUUGUCUCAUUCAAUUUGAACAGCUGGAACUAGGGAUUCACUGGGUGAAGGAUAUUGAUUGCAUGCCUUUAACUCUGUUGGAAAAUAUUCCUGAAUCUCCUGCUAGAUCCAUUCAUACUUCCAAGAAAUUGAAUGAGAACAGCAGUGGCCCUUGUUUAAGUGCACAAAUGAAAAAUUUGAUGAUGGACCAGUCUUUGGAAUUACCAACAACCAAGAGGCAGGAUGAAAUGAAUGGUUUAUCCCAUUCAACAACAUCAACUGUUGAAAUCAUCAAGACAUCAAAGCUACCAGAGGGUGGUUCAUCUGACUGCAAUUUACAGGUCACAUUAGGGCUUUCUCAUAGUGAAAAUGCUACCCUGUUGCAAGCAAGUAAUUCUCAGGCUUCUGAUAGCGAACAAAUUCAAGCAAGGGAAGCUGAUAUUCUAGCUCUGUCUGAACUUACACGUGCUCUUGACAAAAAGGAAGCUGUCCUCUUGGAACUCAGACGAAUGAACGAUGAGGUGUCUGAAUACCAGAAAGAUGGGGUAGAUUGUCUAAAGGAUUCGGAACCUUUUACGAAGACUUAUGCUGCCACGCUUUUACAGUUAAAUGAUCUUAAUCAGCAGGUUUCUUCAGCUUUAUGUUGCUUGAGGCAAAGAAACUCGUAUCAAGAGAAUGUUCACCCAAAACCUGCAACUACAUUGGUUGACCCUUGCAUUCAGCUAAGCUCUAUUGAUUUUUCAUGUAGACGUGGAGAUUUCGGCCCUCGUGUCUCCCACAUAAUCGAAAGCUCUAGAACUAAAGCUCGGGAAAUGGUUGUUGCUGCUUUACAGGCAGCAUCGUCCUUGUUUAAGGAUGCAAAGGGUCUAGAUGGGUUCGAGGAAGCUGUAGAUUUUGUAAACAAUCAGCUUGCAGCCCAGGAUUUUCUCCUGUCCAAUUCAGUUCUCAUUAAUUCGGAAUCACAAGAUCAAAUGGCUGCUUCCCGGUCACCCAAUCCAGGAGCAAGUCAUGGACCCGUGCUUAAGUUGACUGAUUCACUCGAUGAGAAUUCUCGGAAAAUCCCUUCAGAACUCAUAGCCAGUUGUGUUGCAACAUUGCUCAUCAUCCAGAAUUGUACAGAAAGGCAAUUUCCACCGGCCGAGGUCGCCCAGAUAAUAGACUCGGCAGUUAAAAGCUUGAAACCCCUGUGUUCGCAGAACCUUCCGAUCUACACUGAGAUACAGAAAUGCAUGGGGAUGAUAAGGAAUCAAAUUUUGGGACUCAUCCCCACCUCAUGAAAGCUUUAUUAAACCUUUGAGAUUAAUACUCCAAAUUGUUUGUAUAGAUCAUCACUAUCCUCUCAUCAUGUCACUGAUGCUCUGUGAUUAUGUCGCUUUGUUACCUUCCUCGAGCCCUAUUCUUUGUUGGCCCGAUAUCUCGAACAGGGACCAUAAUAUCAUGUCUAAUCCAAUCUCAGAUUAUCAAGGUGAAUGUACAUUGUGUAAAAA
Punica granatum (pomegranate) is the source of this 3809-nucleotide messenger RNA. The record is from RefSeq and is a predicted model, not a curated record. Lineage: Eukaryota; Viridiplantae; Streptophyta; Magnoliopsida; Myrtales; Lythraceae.